AUGGCUAGACCCAGGAUAAGAUGCGCUGACCUACCGAUCUUUUCUGGAAUAGCCAACGAGUGGCUGUCAUUCAGAGCAGCCUAUCAAGACUCUACGAGGAUAUACCAGAUAUCAGCGAACGAGAACCUGCAGAGACUGAGGAGCUGCCUGCGGGGAGAAGCAAGAAACGUCGUAGCCGGCCUGUUACAUGCCGCUACAGAUCCUGACGUCGUGAUGAAGACCCUCGAACAGUGCUUCGGAAGGCCUGAGGUCAUCAUAGAUCAAGCCUUCCUGGAAUUAAAGAAGCUUCCGAGACCCGGAUCAUCAGCAGUAGACCUGAACAGUUUUGCAGUGAAGGUUCAAAGCGUAGUCAGCAUCCUGAACAGCAUCGGACGCCAGGGCUACCUCUACAACCCAAUGCUUGCGAGAGAGGUCUUGGACAAACUGAGUCCACACAUCAGAGCACGCUGGUGUGACUACUCCGAGGAACAUGAAGUUACACUACAACCAGAGAUUGUAGUGCUGUCUCGCUUUCUCAUGCGCGAGGCAGACCGGGCAUUGAAGCAUGCAUAUGCCCCACCUAUGAGCGUCUCAACACCUGCUGCAACCCGGAGGGAGACCAGACCCUCUACGAACACCGGGAACCAGAGGAAGAAGAUGAGCGCCGUGUAUAACGUGACUGAAGCUGAAGAGGAACAAGUCAGCCAAUGUCCUAGCUGUGAGCAGACUCACGCACUGCCACAGUGCCCCAAGUACAAAGGGCUCUCGCUAGAUGAACGAUGGGAACUGGUGAAGGAAAAGAAGUUAUGCUUCAAGUGCAUAACUAAGAAGCACAGACGCAGCAAUUGUAAAGCGAAGCUAUGCGGUGUGAACGAGUGUCGCAGUCCACACCAUCCGACCCUGCACCGAGAGGAGAAGACACCCAAACCCUUGAUAAGUGAAACCGAGGCCGUGCUGUCGGUGGCAACCAAAGCCACUGUGUCAACUCAAGCGGUUCUUCUGAAGAUGUGCCCAGUCACCGUCGUCGGGCCACGGGGGGAGGAGAAGACCUAUGCUCUACUGGACGAAGGGGCUACCAUCACCCUCAUCGACGAAGAGCUGGCAAAGAAAAUCGGCGCCAAGGGACCUCUCACACCACUUCACAUGCACGGGGUCAACAUGACUCAGCACGAGGAAGAUAGUCGGCUGGUUACGGUGCACCUGGAGGGGAAGGAUGGAAAGAGACACAAGCUUCGAGCACGAACGAUCAAGAACAUGAAGCUUCACCAGCAGUCCAUUCCCAGCGCGUUACUGAAGCAAGAACACCUACGAGAUCUGCCAAGAGAGGAAGUGUGCUACGACCAGGCACACCCUGGCAUCCUGGUGGGGACAGACCACUGGGAGUAUAUUGUCUCCCGGGAACUACGAGUUGGAGGCCCGAAUCAACCAGCCGCCUCUAGAACACAACUCGGCUGGGUGGUACACGGAACAGCACCACGCAGCGUAAUCCAUAACCAGGAUGGCGUUCUUCAUGUCUUCACUGUCGAACCUGGUGGAAGCUUGAAGGAGCAGCAAGACCAACGCCUUCAUGACCUGGUGGAGGAACACUUCCGGAUCGACGCGCUCGGCAUCGCUCACAAGUCACGGGUGAGCGAGGUGAACUCCCGGGCAACAAAGAUCGUCGAGCAAACCUUAAAGAAGGUCGAAGGUGGAUACCAGGUGGGAUUGCCCUGGAAACAAGACGACAUUAAGAUGCCGCCUAGUUUCGACGCAGCACUUCGCCGUCUUACGAAGAUAGAACAGAAGAUGGAUGCCGCACCUGCAUUCGCCAAAGAAUACACCAAACAGAUAGAAAACCUGCUUGCAAAAGGAUACGCUGUGCCAUGCAACGGCACGGAGCGUUCGAGCCCAGUCUGUUGGUACCUACCACACUUCGCCGUGCAGAAUCCAAACAAGCCGGGGAGACAAAGAUUGGUAUUUGAUGCAGCAGCCAAGAGCCGAGGGGUCAGCCUCAACGACUACCUACUGGAGGGACCUGAUCUACUGACGUCGCUUCAAGGCAUCCUGUUCAGAUUCAGGGAGCGACCAGUAGCCAUCACUGCUGACAUACAGGAGAUGUUUCUCCAAGUGAAGAUAAGACCGGAGGAUCAACCAGCACAACAGUUCCUGUGGAGGGGCGCCGACCGAGACAAUCCACCUCGCCACUACAAAAUGACGAGCAUGAUUUUUGGCGCAGCGAGUUCACCCUUCAUGGCCCACUACGUGCGAAAACACAAUGCACAGGAGCACGCGCAGACGCAUCCUCGUGCCUUGGAAGCCAUCACGAGGAGUCACUACAUGGACGAUUUGGUGGCGAGCUACGACACCACGGAAGAAGCUCGACGCGCCAUCCAGGAAACCAGGGAGGUGCACGCAGCGGCUGGAUUCACCCUACGUGGAUGGAACGCCAACGCAAAAGAAGUGAUUGGCGACGUGCCCACGCAGCUGCGGGCGACAUCACCGACGCGACUAGGAGGAGACGGGCCCGAGAACAAGAUACUUGGCCUGUACUGGGACGCCGAACGGGACGAGCUGGGGUUCAAUACCUCAAUGAACCGAGUUCCUGCGGAAGUACGCGCCCAGACCCGUCCGCCUACCAAGCGAGAGGCGCUCAGCGCGGUCAUGUCUUUGUAUGACCCCUUGGGACUGCUCAGCCACUAUACAAUAAGAGCAAAAAUCAUCCUGCAGAGUCUCUGGCGCAUGAAGAUGGAGUGGGAUGAACCAAUUCCUGCAGAAGAAAACGAAAUGUUUGAAGCGUGGCUGCGGCAGUUACCCGACCUCACCUGUCUGCGACUGGAACGCUGCUACGCCCUGGAGGGCUACCAGGGCCUGGAGCUACAUAUAUUUUGUGACGCCAGCGAGCAAGCCUACUCAGCCGUGGCUUAUUGGCGUGUCACACGACCCAAUGGAGCAAUUGCCGUAAGCCUCGUGACCGCCAAGGCGAAGGUGGCUCCAAGGCGCACACAAACGAUACCUCGCCUGGAGCUACAAGCAGCGGUCAUCGGCGCCAGACUGGCGGAAACUAUAAAGAAAGAGCAUCGUGUGGAGGUCCAGAGGACAAUGUACUGGACCGGCUCCACAACUGUCAUUCACUGGAUACGGCACGACGCGCGGAGGUACACACCGUUCGUCGCGCACCGGCUCGGAGAGUUGGCCGAGCUGACACAACCAGAAGAUUGGCGAUGGGUCCCAACCAGUGAUAAUGUAGCUGACGACGCUACACGAUUUGCGCACACUCGCAUCACCAGUGACGACCGAUGGUUCCGGGGACCAGAAUUCCUACGUCAGCCAGAGGAACUAUGGCCGGUCGAUGAACGAUCGACAGAAGAGGAGGAGGUCCUACUGCACGUGACCACAGAGGACCAGCAGGGCGACGAGUGGUUGCCGGAUCCUGCGCGCUUCUCCAAGUUCGAGACACUGGUCAGAGCAGCCGCGAGGGUGUUAGUGUUCGUGGACAAGUGUCGGCGUCGAGCUACGGGACUGGAGCAUCGACACAUCGAAAAGGCCGAGCGCGCACUCAUACGCCGCGCUCAAAAAGACAGCUUCCGAGAAGAGCUGCUACGGAUGAAGGCAUCACAUCCACUUCCCAAGGCGAGCCGACUGUUCCGGCUGGAUCCAGUGCUAGAGGAGGGAAUAUUGCGGGUGCGAGGCCGUAUAGGAGCCGCCACUGCACCGCUCGAAGUGAAGCGACCCAUCAUCCUCGACGGACGCCACCGCAUUACUAAGCUCAUAGUGCUACGAGAGCAUUGCGCUGCGGGUCACGCUAACCGUGAGCGUGUGACCAACGAUCUGAGGCAGCGGUAUUGGAUUAUACACCUACGACCUACUGUGCGCACCAUAGAAAGGGAGUGCGCCCUCUGCAGAACGAAGACCGGAGUCUUCAAGCGUCCCGUCACGAAGCUCGUCGUGCUCGUGAAGGAGGAGGCUCGCAGCGCUGCGCCGGGGGGAGAACUGUUACGGACGACGAGCAACGAG
Molecule: messenger RNA, 3972 nt
Organism: Brenthis ino (lesser marbled fritillary)
Lineage: Eukaryota; Metazoa; Arthropoda; Insecta; Lepidoptera; Nymphalidae
Source: the annotation of a GenBank genome assembly